Messenger RNA from Pocillopora verrucosa, 1624 nucleotides. RefSeq names its product forkhead box protein Q1-like. The record is from RefSeq and is a predicted model, not a curated record. Gene Ontology annotation, molecular function: DNA-binding transcription factor activity, RNA polymerase II-specific; RNA polymerase II cis-regulatory region sequence-specific DNA binding. Gene Ontology annotation, biological process: cell differentiation; regulation of transcription by RNA polymerase II; anatomical structure morphogenesis. Lineage: Eukaryota; Metazoa; Cnidaria; Anthozoa; Scleractinia; Pocilloporidae.
AUGCAAACGCCGGGCGCGCGUGCUUAUAGUGUCUGCUAAGAGGGGUUUAAAUACCACUCCACGCGAGGAGUCGCCGCACAAACCACCAACGGACGAAUACCUGAACAAUGUAACAGCUUUAGAAAGGUUUGAAAUAAGAGAUGGACAUCUCUGAGACUUGCUGAAAGCCCGUCUAUUGAAAGAACUCGCGAAACAAACUGCACACGCUCGAAACUUUGCGGUCAGAGCGCAGAAGAUGGAGCCACUCAACAGAGAUGGCUUAGAGCUGUCCACGAACAAACAGAGAAACGACCCGUGUUUAUCGUCCAAAGCGGAACGUUUGAAGCCUCCACACUCCUAUAUUGCACUCAUCGCAACUGCGAUUUUAAACUCGCCGGGGAAGAAGUUGACGCUGACAGAAAUAAACGAAUACUUAGUCCACCAUUACGCUUUCUUUAGAGGUCCUUACCAAGGUUGGAAAAACUCCGUGCGCCACAACCUGUCAUUUAACAAGUGCUUCGUUAAGAUCCUGCGUGAUCCAGCGCGGCCGUGGGGCAAGGACAAUUACUGGACGGUAAGCUCACUGCAUGAUUACCUGCUGGCGGAUGGGACAUUCAGAAGAAGGCGGAGAAGAAAACCAAAGAAAAAGGAAGACAGACAAGAUUUCGGACAUGGCCUUACCACUGAGCAGAUCCUACCGAACAACACCGUGAGGGAGUUUAGUAUUCAAGACGUAGCGCGCAGAAACAUUUUAAUGCUCCCCUCUUACGAGCCUGUCCGUGUGAAUCGGGUACGAUCCACUAAUGUUCCUACAGUCAGCAAGUCUACAACGCCCAAGCCUUUCCAUGGAUCGUUCUCUAUCGAAAGCAUUCUAGCUGAUGGGAAGACAAGCGCAAAAGAGGCUUCACUUAAGUCAAGGAGAGGAAGUCAGAAAUUUCCUCAUAGAAGUGUGAUUAAUCCAAACAUUGGUCCCCUGGUAGCGCAGAGAAACAUUGGCCACUGCUAUCACCCAGCACCGGAGACCCCCCACCAUUUUCAGAGACAGGAACACUUAUGCGCACCCAUGGUUCCUAACGCAGCCUUCCCGAGCAGCUGUGAAGUGUGGAACACUUGCCACUGUUUCCAUUCGUGUGCAACCGCUACCACGCAUUUUCACGCUUGUUACGGAUGGAAAAAGGAACAUAUCUAAGCGUGAUUACAGUUCACUAUAAUGAGCGGUUGAUCAAUUGAGUUACAGAUCUGAUUUUAUGAGGUCAACUGAAAGAAUUUGCCAUCUUUGUUUAGAUGAAUUUUGGAAUAAUUUAUUAGACUGAUUUUUGCAAACAAAUUGCUUAAGGUAUUUUUUCAUGUAGCAGUGAAGUGUAUAGGACGACCAUGCAUGCGCAGGUAAAGAAAUUAGCUGUACCUAUGUAGUUUUCCAAUUCUCGACAUUAUUUUUGUAAUUGCUUGGUAGGAAGUGUGUCUUAAACUACCGACUUCUCCAGCAAAGAGAGGCAAUUUCACCAACUAUGAGAGACAAAUAGAAACGAUUUUUCAUGACAAAAGAACGGUAUAAUUGUAAACUGAGGCAUACCACACCAAAAUUUAAAUUUGCAGUUCACUGUUCAAUUUGAAAUUCUUCCUAAAGCAUAGUAUACUUGUACAU